This is a messenger RNA of Ilex paraguariensis (yerba mate), 396 nucleotides long. The record is from the annotation of a GenBank genome assembly. NCBI's taxonomy places the organism in Eukaryota, Viridiplantae, Streptophyta, Magnoliopsida, Aquifoliales, Aquifoliaceae.
AUGAAGCCCUUUAAGGUCAUGGCACUUGAUGUGUUGUUUGAUAACACCAAACUUUUACCCUUGGGAGCAAUUGAAGAAGAACUUGAAGAUGAAAAUUCCAAAGAUGUUGACACAUCAAUUUCAAAUCAUCUGAAAGCGAAAAAUCAUAUUAUUGGGUGUACAAGCAACUGGUUAACAAAGGGAAAUGGACCUUUGAAAGUAAUUUUUUCUUCUACAAUAAAUGCUAUUCAAAUGGCAUAUAAAUUACAGAUCAGCUUCAAAGAGGCGCAUAACAUCAACAAAGGUCUAAAUUUGCUUGCAAUAACCGUAUAUCCGUACCAAAUUUGCUUACAACGGCCAGUACAACUAACCAUCGGAGAAAAACUAUUUCUUCAUACGAUAUACUAUAACCAUUAA